Molecule: messenger RNA, 1026 nt
Organism: Penicillium nucicola
Lineage: Eukaryota; Fungi; Ascomycota; Eurotiomycetes; Eurotiales; Aspergillaceae
Product: SUR7/PalI family protein
Exons: 2
Coding region: 1-1026 (341 amino acids)
Biological process (GO): fungal-type cell wall organization
Cellular component (GO): plasma membrane; cell cortex of cell tip
Source: RefSeq, a predicted model, not a curated record
AUGGGAAAAGCCGGUCGCAUGGCGUGUAUCUUCACGCCCUAUGUCUUGACCAUUGCGUCAUUGAUUUGCAUCAUUAUGGUGGGAUUGGGUUGCACAAAGGCCAGCUCAAGUACUUUGAACAAUCUAUACUUCCUUCGCCUUGACAUUUCAAACAUCACGGCAAGCUCAGACACAACAACAGAGAUCGAGAAUGCCCUCAGCGAUGCUGGAAUCACCUCCGUGACUGUGAGCGACCUCACAAGUGCCAUCGAAACAAUUGAGAAUGAAUCGGGUCUCGCCGACUACUACGACAUUGGUCUCUGGGGUUACUGUGAGGGCGACAUCUCGGGCACCAAGAAGAACAUCACCUCCUGCUCAAAGCCCAAGGCCGAGUUCUACUUCGACCCCCUUUCGCUCUUCGGUCUGGAGAACACCAACGCCGAAAGCGCCCUCGGCACAGACGCCAAGAAGCUCAUGAAUGUUUACAAGGCAGUCUCCAAGUGGAUGUUCAUCGCCUACUUGGUCGCUUUUAUCGCCACUUGUGCUGAGAUUCUAGUCGGUAUUUUCGCCAUCUGCAGUCGCUGGGGUAGCUGUGUCACCACCAUCGUCUCGAUCGUUUCGUUCCUGUUCACCCUAGGAGCCUCUCUCACAUCCACAAUCCUGUUCUCCAUCGCAAAGGGCUCGCUCGGCACAGCCGCCAAAGCCUAUGGCGUCAAGGUCUCUAUGGGCACAAACAUCUACGCUGCAACCUGGCUCGCCGUAGUCUUCUCUCUGGCUGGUACGAUUUUCUGGAUGUUCAGCACCUGCUGUUGCUCCGGCCGCUCUCCCUACGGCCACAAGGAUCGCGGUAUCAACCGCGGCUCCGUCACUGCUGAAAAGGCUCCCUAUACCUACGAGCCCAUUGAUGCUGCCCACGCACCCUUUGGUAGCCAGCCUUACGCUCCUCAGGGCCACAACACUGCCUACCCUCCCCCUCUCGCCCACCAUAACGACAUCCCCAUGACCAACCAGCGUCAAAACGCUUACGAGCCAUUCCGUCACGUCUAA